Balaenoptera ricei (Rice's whale) is the source of this 9715-nucleotide messenger RNA. RefSeq names its product hook microtubule tethering protein 3 (gene HOOK3). Gene Ontology annotation, biological process: cytoplasmic microtubule organization; cytoskeleton-dependent intracellular transport. NCBI's taxonomy places the organism in Eukaryota, Metazoa, Chordata, Mammalia, Artiodactyla, Balaenopteridae. Gene Ontology annotation, molecular function: microtubule binding; dynein light intermediate chain binding. Bases 157 to 2442 code for a protein of 761 amino acids. Gene Ontology annotation, cellular component: centrosome; cytoplasm. The transcript is spliced from 23 exons. The record is from RefSeq and is a predicted model, not a curated record.
GGAGGAGGGGCGCCGGUGACGCUGCGGGAGCCGCUGCCAGCGCCGGACGGAGUCGGCGGCCGGGCGGAGGACGGGCAGGCCGACCCUCGGACGCAGCCCCGGGCCGAGCCGCGGGCUUCCUGGCGAGGCCGGGCGGCCGCGAGCCCCGGCGGGAAGAUGUUCAACGUGGAGUCCCUGGAGCGGGUGGAGCUGUGCGAGAGCCUCCUUACUUGGAUCCAGACAUUUAAUGUGGAUGCACCAUGCCAGACCGUGGAAGAUUUAACGAAUGGGGUUGUGAUGGCCCAGGUUCUCCAAAAGAUAGAUCCUGCAUAUUUUGAUGAAAAUUGGCUAAACAGAAUCAAAACUGAAGUAGGAGAUAAUUGGAGGCUAAAGAUAAGCAAUUUAAAGAAAAUUUUGAAAGGAAUCCUGGAUUACAAUCAUGAGAUUUUAGGGCAGCAAAUUAAUGACUUUACCCUCCCUGAUGUGAACCUUGUUGGGGAGCAUUCUGAUGCCGCAGAGCUGGGAAGGAUGCUCCAACUCAUUUUAGGCUGUGCUGUGAACUGUGAACAGAAGCAAGAGUACAUCCAAGCCAUCAUGAUGAUGGAGGAAUCUGUCCAACACGUUGUCAUGACAGCCAUCCAGGAGCUGAUGAGUAAAGAGUCUCCUGUCUCUGCUGGGAAUGAUGCCUAUGUUGACCUUGAUCGCCAGCUGAAGAAAACUUCAGAGGAACUGAAUGAAGCUUUGUCGGCCAAGGAAGAAAUUGCUCAAAGGUGCCAUGAGUUGGAUCUGCAGGUUGCAGCAUUGCAAGAGGAGAAAAGUAGUCUGUUGGCAGAGAAUCAGGUAUUAAUGGAAAGGCUGAAUCAGUCUGAUUCUAUAGAAGACCCUAACAGUCCAGCAGGAAGAAGGCAUCUGCAGCUCCAGACUCAGUUAGAACAGCUCCAAGAAGAAACAUUCAGACUUGAAGCAGCCAAAGAUGACUAUCGAAUACGCUGUGAAGAGUUACAGAAGGAGAUGUCUGAACUUCGGCAGCAGAACGAUGAACUGACCACUUUGGCAGAUGAUGCUCAGUCUCUAAAAGAUGAAAUAGACGUUCUUAGACAUUCUUCUGAUAAAGUGUCUAAACUAGAAGGCCAAGUGGAAUCAUAUAAAAAGAAGCUAGAAGAUCUUGGUGAUUUGAGGCGGCAGGUUAAACUCUUAGAAGAGAAGAAUACUAUGUAUAUGCAGAACACAGUUAGCCUAGAGGAGGAGCUGAGAAAAGCCAACGCGGCUCGAAGUCAACUCGAGACGUAUAAGAGACAGGUAGUAGAACUGCAAAAUAGAUUAUCUGAAGAAUCGAAGAAAGCAGAUAAAUUAGAUUUUGAAUAUAAGCGGCUAAAAGAAAAAGUUGACAGUCUUCAAAAAGAAAAGGAUAGGUUAAGAACAGAAAGGGAUUCUCUGAAGGAAACCAUCGAAGAGCUUCGUUGUGUUCAGGCUCAAGAAGGGCAGCUCACAACUCAAGGGUUAAUGCCUCUGGGAAGUCAGGAAUCUUCAGAUAGUCUGGCAGCAGAGAUCGUCACACCUGAAAUCAGGGAGAAGCUUAUUCGUCUUCAGCAUGAGAAUAAGAUGUUAAAAAUUAACCAGGAGGGUUCAGACAAUGAAAAAAUCGCCUUAUUGCAGAGCCUUCUAGAUGAUGCCAGCCUACGCAAGAAUGAACUGGAGACAGAGAACAGGCUGGUGAAUCAAAGACUUCUGGAAGUACAGUCACAAGUCGAAGAAUUGCAAAAAUCUUUACAGGAUCAAGGCUCAAAGGCAGAAGAUUCAGUUCUUCUAAAAAAGAAGCUUGAAGAACAUCUAGAGAAGCUGCAUGAGGCCAAUAAUGAGCUGCAGAAGAAGAGAGCCAUCAUCGAGGACCUUGAGCCGAGAUUUAACAACAGCUCCUUAAAAAUUGAAGAAUUACAAGAAGCUUUACGGAAGAAAGAAGAGGAAAUGAAGCAAAUGGAAGAAAGAUAUAAAAAAUACUUAGAGAAAGCCAAAAGUGUUAUCCGUACUUUAGAUCCUAAACAAAAUCAAGGAGCAGCACCAGAAAUACAAGCUCUUAAAAAUCAGCUCCACGAACGGGAUCGGCAGUUCCAUUCAUUGGAGAAAGAAUAUGAGAAAACAAAGAGUCAAAGAGAGAUGGAGGAGAAAUAUAUUGUUAGUGCCUGGUACAAUAUGGGAAUGACUCUGCAUAAAAAGGCGGCAGAAGACAGACUUGCUAGUACAGGUUCGGGGCAGUCAUUCCUGGCGAGGCAGAGACAAGCCACCAGCACGAGAAGGUCUUACCCGGGCCACGUCCAGCCAGCCACAGCAAGCCCUGGUCUCCUACCCACCCCCCUGCUCAGAUAUGUUUCUCUAAAUGGGAGAGGAAAGUGCCAAGCUUUAAGAAGGAAGUUUUCCAUCUUAUUUUUCUUCAGCAUGCCGUUAUUUUGGUGUUUACGUUCGUAAGUUUCACUCACCUUUACAGUAUCUUUAAAUUUUAGUAUAUUGCUUUCGUGCCAUAGCAGAAACUUUAUUUCUAAACAUUCUGUGAUUUUUUUAAAAAACCAGGAAUAGAACUUGGCUGUCCCAGUGCGGACCCCGUCUCCCUUGCUCAGCUUUGGACAGGAUUUGUAAAUUCCUCUUUCUCUGGUGAUGACACUGGGCACACUGUGGACUCAGCACAGAGUUACUGCGCUAAGGUUGGGGUUGAGCCGUCACCCCCUGUCUGAGUUCUUGUGAACAGAAAGCUUAUUUUCUGUUUUCCCUCUAACCAGGGUGAGAAAAUACAGAGUUAAUAACUAAAGACUACAAAAGCAUGAAAUUUAUAUUCUGUAGUGUGUAUUUAAGAAGUUUGUAAUGGGGAAAAAAAUCCAGCAAAUAUUAUAGUUUACCGCAUCUUAAAAAGAGAGUAAAUAAUACAGCUGUACGUUUCUUAAAAGAACUUGCAAAAACCCGAUCAUACCUUUUUUAGUAUUUGUCUGAUUAUUUAAUAAUAACUAAGAAAAAGAAGUCCCAAAACAAAGGCUCCAUUUUCUAAAAUUGAUCAGCAUUGAAUUAUUUCUGUUUGAUGGCCCAGCCUGGUAAAAUUGGCUAACAAGAUGAUUUAUUAUAAUAAGGAUAAUACUGUCCGCUGUUAUUUUGUUACGGUCUUACUGCUUUGUCUGUAUGAUAAAAGCUCAGUUGUACAAACUUGAGCUAAAUGUUUCCAGUCAGAAACAUCAGCCCAUAUAUAUCAGCAGUCUUCAGCAAGGCGUGAAAACCGGUGCUGUGCAAACAAACCAGCAGUAAGUGAUUGUGAGGGGAAGGGGGAUUUAGGUUGAAGAAAAGGUGCAUUUUAUUUUUGAGCUAUUUUACUCACACUUCCUUUUCAACUGCAGUUUUAUUUAUUCAUAUCUAAUGAUAUGAAAUAUUUUGUAGUGUCUCUUGCUCUCCAACAAGCAUUCAUCUUUUAAAGAUAACACCGUGUUGAAAACUUGAAAAUCUUUAUUCUGAUAUAAGAAUUUUCUUGAAAUAAAAUUCUAAAUUUUUGAAUUUAUCCUAACUCCCUGCAUUUAAUCUCCAGUGGUCCAGAUCUCAGACUCCAGGAGUGUUACACUUUUCCCCAGUUGGAACACAUGAGGUUUAUCUGAAAAAGCGUCCACAACCCACAGAUAGUGUAAACCUAGUUAGUUUACAGCUACCGGGAUAAGAACCUGUGAUCCUAAAGGGAGAGGAAGGUGCUUGGCAUCUUGCUUUUUGCUAGGGGCAAAAUAACAACAUGCUUCUUGUUAUCUGUUCAUUAAACUAUGGGAGCAUGUUUUGACUUUUUAUCCUUGUAUUACAAAGUGACUCUUUGCCUAGAAAUGGCUGUUGAACUGAUGUAGGAUUGUACUCCUUAACAGUGAGUAGGAGUCCUACCCUUACAGGUAGGAAGGACUGUACAGAACAAAAUAAGAUGGGAUCUCAGAAUCUUUGAAAAUUAUUUUAGCAUGUUUUUAAAUUUUUCCCCUUUUAUAUGUUAAAAGGGUUUUUCCAUUCAAUAAUGAUAAUCUCUUUUCCUAUAGUCCCAGCUGUCAGAAUGGCAGCUUAUUUUAGUAGAUGUGCAACCAACCCAGUUUCACUACAUUUAGAAAGCAGUUUCAGAGCUUAUUCUUUGUAACUAUAAUGAUUCGAAUAUUUUGUAUCAUGAAGUUUUUAUAUGAGGGAGGCCAUUCUCAAUGUAUCUGUCAUCCAGUUUUUUACUUUGUAUAAAGUAUAUUUAAAUAAUAAUUGGUGUAUGUUUAUUUUAUGGAAAAAUUUGAAAAUAUUUUAGUGUCCAAUUUAAGCAAGAUAAUUUUAUUGUUCUAAAGUUGUGCAAUAAAUACUGUUUCUUUCUCAGAAGCCUAAAAAACAUAAAAUAAUUUGCUACUGACACAGCUAAUUUCUGCCCCUCCCCAUCCCCCUAAAUCACAGAAGUAUCAAUAUUUAUCUCCCUUUUUAUAAAAUGAAGAACGGCACAAAUAUGAUGACAUCCAUCUCUUUUAAAUCACUGAUUAUGUUCUUGGAAAAUACGUACUGAUAAUUUUGUUUUUAAACAGCCUUUUAUCAAUCCAAUUCCCAUGUAUUUAUAAAUAUAAAAACUUUAAAACUUAUAUUUAAUGUUAUCUUGAAGUAUGCUUGAAUUCUUCACACUGCACUUAAAAUGAUAGAGAAAGGGACAUUAGUUUACUUGAGAAAUAAGAGGCCCGAACCUAAUUAUGGCAAGUAUAUGAGUUUUAGCAGUUGCGGUCUAUGGAUGUUUCCUAACAAUUCUAUUUCAGCAAUUACGUCUCUCUUCAGUAUUUUUCUGCUUUCUAACAUUUUCCAAUAAUAUUCUGUGAGAUAGGUUUGUAUGCUGUAUAUAAGUGAACGUAGAAAUCGGAAAUUAACCGAAGGCUGUCAAGGCAGAUCCAUUCCCAGUGAGUAGAAUCGAUUAUCGGAAAAAGAAGAGGCCUAAUUUUGAACAAAUAUCCAGGCAGAUAGAAGUGCUAACACUGUUAAACCUAUACUUGUCUUAACAAAUGUUCCUAAAGUAAUAGUUUGCAUAAAAUCUCCUGAUCUUAUUACAUGAUCAUUCAAUAAGAAAGAGUAGACAAAAAAUAACUUAUAUUCUAAUUGUCCUUCCCUUCAGUGGAGAUUAACUGGACACCCAGUAUUAACUGUACAUGGUUAUGAGUGGAGGGGAAAGCAUCUAUUUUCAUUUUGAAACUGUUAACCCAUUACUAAAUCUAAGAUAGUGAUUUAAAGCCAUGAGGACAGGAUGAUCUGAUGAGAUGGGAAGAAAUCUGUGGUGGCUGAAACUCACUACCAACUUCCUAGCAGUUACCUAGGUCCGCUGCUGUGUCUAGUUUGCAAACCAUGUCUCCCUUAAUUAUACGUAGUAGCCCCACAGAAAAUUUUGUUUAAAAUGAAGACAAGAGUAGACUUUAUAUAUAUGUGUGUGUGUGUGUGUGUUUAUAUAUUCAAGGAGAGCCUUUAUAUACCUAAUACAUUACUGCCAGGCUCUGAAUUAGAUGUUUAGGGUCUGCAGAUGAAAUCAUCAGAGAAGGUGUCCGUAGCCUCAAAAUUUAAGGACAAUGGGGCUAUCAAAUAUCCUAAAUUAUAUUGACUCAGAGCUUAAAAGAAUAAUUAAAUAUCACGAGAAGAGCAAUCUCAAAGUGAGAAAAAGAAAAUUACCAAAGCAUGCUGAGGCUUUAAUGUGUGUGGGAGACUUCUGCGCAGGCACCGUUGCCUUAGAGAUCUCUAAAUUGACAAAGGAAAAUAAUUUGAUUAGCAUUGAUACUGUAAAAGUUAUAAAAGGGACUCAUGUUUAUUCUCGGUGUAUUUGUCAACCUAUGGACAGUGAGUACUGUAUAUAUAUUCUAUAGUGUGCUUAUUUCAUAGAUGUCACUGUUAGAGAUGAAUGUCUUAAUAUUAUUUACUACUUCUACUCACUUAUGUAUUAUUUAUACUUUACUGCAAGAUUCACAGCACUUUACUAAUAUUAGAUAAUUAUUUUCCUUCUACCUUUCUGUGGUAUUUUCUAUUUACAUCUUUUCCACUGGGGUUCUUUUCCUUAUUUUGGAACACUCACUAAGAAAAAUGUAAAAGAUUGCCCAAAUAAAUAGACUAUGUACUGUUCCUGAAAUGUUUAAAGUCAGAUCUGAAGUUCUAAGUUUAGAACUCUAUUUGAAGCUGGGUUGGGGCUACUAGGCAUGAAUUACAUUUUAUAUUUCACAUUAAUAAGACUCGUAAGUUAGUACUCGUGAAGCCAAGUUCUCUCAAAUGCAGACACACUUAAAACUUUUUGUUGAAAACAAAAGUUGCAUUAAUACAAAGUAAACAGUCUUCUGGUUCAUCAGAAGAUGCUCUUACCUUCCAUUUACCUGUCUCCUAAAAUACAAACCUGCAAACUGUCCUUCACUUUCAUAGUUUCUUCAACAUUGCAUGUACUCAAACACAGGAGAAACAAAGCCAGGUUCCAGGAGCUGUGAAGUCCAAGAAUCUGGAAAGUGGUGGGGGUGAGGUGAUGGGAAAAGGCAGACACUAACAAGGGCAGGAUGCUACAAAAAUAGUCUGAGUUCUACUAUAACGUAUGCUUUAUGAACAUUGCUUCACAAUGGUGUGUUAGUUUCUGCUUUAUAACAAAGUGAAUCAGCUACAGAUAUACACACGUUCCCAUAUCUCCUCCCUCCUGCAUCUCCCUCCCUCCCACCCUCCCCAUCCCACCCCCCCAGGCGGUCACAAAGCACCGUGCUGAUCUCCCUGGGCUAUGCGGCUGCUUCCCACUAGCUAUCUAUUUUACAUUUGGUAGUGUAUAUAUGUCCAUACCACUCUCUCAUCAGCUGAUUCUUUUGAGAGAUGCUUUGAGGAGUCAGGACUCUCCCGCUUGUACUUGAGUAUAUCUGCGUUCCAACCCGAGUCAAAAGAGAGUGAGAUAUUUGUUGUUACGUAAACACCGACACAAAUGAUUGCUGCCAAAUAGGGAGAUUUGCUCGUAAGAACUGUCUCUUAAAGUUUUUUAUUUUGCGUUUCUGGAUGAGAGAAAUGCUUUUAUGGUGUGAAGAGUUUCUGUAGUGCUUUCUUCUGCGUUACCCCUCCCCUGCUCUGCUGGUGUGCUUGGCGUGGGCAGGUCACCUAGAAGAGAGAAGCACAAAUAGAGAAGGCUAGACUCUGACCUUUGAGGGAAGAGCCGCUUUUUAUCCUCCCCGAGUAAAAAAGUAAAAAUGAAACACACCUGUACACACACACACACACACACACACACACAGUCACACUCACACACAAGGACGAAAUGGUAAGUGGGUAAGUCACCUUCUAAAUGUCUUUAGCAUCCGUUGGCUUCUUGUUAAUCUAGUUAAGAGUAGAUUCUAGACCUGCAUUGUCCAAUUCACUAGCCAGUUCACAGCCACAUAUGCUAAUUUAAAUUAAGUAAAGUGAAGAAUUCAGUUCCCCAAUCCCCCAGCCACAUUUCAAGUGCUCAGAAGCCACCCGUGGAAAGUGUGUUACCAUUCUGGACAGCACAGAUAUAGAACAUUUCCAUCGUUGCAGAAAAUGCUUUUGACAGUGCUGUGGUGCCCAAAGAGAGAAUAAGGACAAAAUAAAGAUACUCGGUUGACUUAUGAUACUCUUGGAUUUUACCGGCAUCAUUAAAGAAAGCUAUUUUUCUUAUAAAAAUUAAUACCAGCCCUUUUAAAAGACGCUGGAAAAAUCAAAACCCCAUUCUUUGAAACUAGUUUUCAAUGUAUUUUUUAAACAGAUUCUUAGUACUUUACUUUUUAAGUGAUAUUAUUAAAUAACUUCAUAAAUCAUAACUUAGUAUCUUCAGGUUUUUUCCUUUUUUAAGUAGUCUUUUAAAAUUGAUGAUACAUCGUUUCUAACAUUUAUCCAGCAGAAACUGAUGAAUGCUUAACUUACUUACAAGUAAAAGUUGAUAAACAUCAUAUCCCUCUGUUUUGUUACCUUUAAAUCUUUCUAUUUUGUUACUUUUAAAUCUGUAUAGAUCUAAGGAGAGUUGCCAACAGUUUUUUUGUUUCUGCCCCUAAAAUCACACUUGAUCAUCUUCUACCUUAAAGGUAUAUCAAGAUCCAAAUAGUUUCUUUGAUUUUCUUCAUAGUUUCUUGCUCUUAAUUACUUAGAUUAUAAAGCAAAUUAAGUUUCAUGUGUGAAGCAAAGAUUUUAUUCCAGCAACUUAAUGAAACAUUUUUUUAAGAUUUAUUAAUUGACUUGGCCUAUUACUAAAGUGCUUAACGUAACUAAAAGGAUCUACACAGAUGCAUCUUUGAAUUUUUUAGUGAAUGUAAGAGACUAAUCGUAACUCUUUGGAGUCAGCUUGGUACUUAGUGAAAACUAUCCCGUUAGGCAGUCAGAUGCUUUCCUCUUUGUUUUUAAAUUUUUUAAUCAAGCUGCAGACUUGAUCCAGUAGUGUCAAAUUCCAGGCAACUAUAAUGAAAUUCUUAUUGUUAUUCAAGUACAGAUGAGUAAAUGGUGUGAUUUGAGUUUGUUUUAUUAUUUUCAUGGUGGUCUAAUUUAAUGUGUGUUCUGCAGAGACUCAUAUUACUAGUUAAGGGAAAUUUUCAAUAUGCUUGAAAUAAGAAAGAACAUGCUAGUAUAAAUACAGGAAAUGACUGUACACAAAUGCCAAUCAAUCAUUUGGGGGCUUUUAAUUUUUUUAAUAGUAGUCUUUUGGUUUUUUAAUAGCCUUAGUUAUUUAAAAUUCAGAUGCACUGAAAUGCCAUUGCUGUCACUAGCUGUUUACAGAUUAUGUGUAAUUCAUAAAGUUUUGUACUCAGAAGAAUAAUUUCCAGGUUUACUCUUGUUUUGCAGUUUUCAUGUUUUGACAAUUGCCCCACCGUUUAUAACACCCAAUUUCUAGUUGUGUAAUGAAUGGUAAAAUUCAAACAUAUCUAAUUUAAUAAUUUGCCUUAUUUUGAUUAACAAAUUCUAUCAAAGAUUUGGGGAUAGAAAGAGGCUUUUUUCCCUGUAGUAUUUUUUGAGCUUUUCAGAUGCGCUGGAAACACCUUAGUCCAUUGGAGGUGGGGCUGUGCUGGUUACACUCCCAGCUCCAAAGCCUUACACUCGUGUCUCAAGUAUUACUGAUUGUUCUGUGAAGUGUUAGUUUGAUAUUUGACAUUGUAGUUAUCCACCUUGCAGUUUAGCCUUUGCAAAAAGGAUAUUGCCAGGUAUGUUCUUAUUUCUGGUUGACUAUUGAAUUCGUAAUUUCAUGAUUUCAUUCUUAGUCAUAAUCCAAAAAGGAAAUCCACGUGGGACUCUAAAUUUCUCUCUCACCUCACAAAUGGAAUCAAUACAGUUUUAACAACAUUGUACAUAAAUGGCAUCCAAGCAGUUUUCCAUCUGUUUACCGAGUUUACCAAUCAUUUACUCUGUGUUAGACUUGUGGGUUUUCUCACUAUUUUUCUGAGGUAAAUGACUUGUGAGAGAGCCUCAGUAAGAAAUUUUCACCAAAAUCUAAAAAAUGUAAAGUCCAAGAAAUCACCAGAAGACAGAUUUUUAAUUUUUUGAAAUCUUAUAUUGUAUUUCCUUUUGAUAUCACUUAUUCAUUUUAAUUUUAUGACUGCCAACUUGUUAUGGUAUUAAUUAUAUGUAUAUGUUUAUAUGUAUGCAUAUAGUAUAUGUAUAUGAAGAAUAAAGUUAAGAUUUGGUCAAACUAUAUUUUCCCAUUCAAGUACAAAAAUGUUUUCAAGGCUGCAGGAAGUGUACAGUUGUCAUACAAGUUGUAAAUAAAGACUUGUAUAAAAAUUCA